AUGUCCGCUGAAACUGUGACUACGACCGCCCCUAUAACUGAAACUAUUGUUGUGCCAGCUGUUCCAGCUCCCUCCGCCGUCGAUGCCCAGCUCGACGAGUCCCCAAGGCCCGACGUCGACCCCAACACGACGAUUUUCAUAGGGAAUCUCACUGGCGACUGCUCCGAAGACGAUCUCAAACAGGUGUUUGGCUUGGACGUGGACGUGGAAAUCCCCUCCAACAAGACGGGCAAGUUCUACAAGCAGAGGUACGCGUUUGUCAAGUUCCCUGUCAAAAUCGACUUUGACGCAGUCAAAGAAAAAUACGAUAAAACCGUGGUGAAGGAUAGAGCCAUCUACAUCCGGCAGGCCCUGACCAGGGAACAAAGAGAUCAACAGAAACAACAAAAAAGGGGUGGGUUGAACGCGAGGGGGACCAGUAGUCGCCGGGGCAAAAAGUUUGUUCGGGGCCAGGCUGUUCCUGCGCCCCCGCAGAGAGAAAAGGUCCCGUUAGACCAGAUGCAGAGAUCUUUCGACACGUUGUACGUCAAUAAUAUCCCCUAUUACGCGACCAAGGAGGAGAUCGCAGAGUUCUUUGGCACCAAGGCAGAACUUAUUGUUUUGCCCAUGAGACGUAUGCGUGACACCGUUUCGAACCGGUAUUUCUACUCCAAGUCGAUGAAUCGGGGUAUCGCCUUUGUCGCCUUCGAAGGCAUGAGCGAGGGCGAUGACGCCAUCACCAGGAAAAUGGAAGAGUUCCAGUCCAAGACUUUGAAGGACAGAGAAAUCACCGUAGAUGUUGCGGCUACUAAACCUGAGUCCGACGACCAGCUCGGUGCAGCCGCCGCUGACACUGCGGGUAAUUUGAGUAUUAGCAAUGCGUCUCACCCACACUGA
This is a messenger RNA of Eremothecium cymbalariae DBVPG#7215, 876 nucleotides long. RefSeq names its product RNA-binding protein. The coding region runs from base 1 to 876 and encodes 291 amino acids. The transcript has a single exon. Gene Ontology annotation, molecular function: mRNA binding. Gene Ontology annotation, cellular component: ribonucleoprotein complex; cytoplasm; nucleus. The record is from RefSeq and is a predicted model, not a curated record. Lineage: Eukaryota; Fungi; Ascomycota; Saccharomycetes; Saccharomycetales; Saccharomycetaceae.